GAUCACUAGCGCCAGUCAGCGUCUGACGUUGAAAAGAAAUCCUUCUCAGUGCCACGCCUUACUGGCCGAAAGCCUGACGUUCAGACAAAAUGGCAAGAGCGCGCGCAAACUCAGCAGCGUUCUGCUAGCGCUCGUAGCUUUUCCUAAUUUAUUUUUGCUUGGAUCAAAUAAUCCACGCGGCAAAUGUGAUGUGGUGUCUACGGAGGAAGACGGGGGAAACCUUCUUCCAACUUUUGUGCGGUGAAGAAUACACCGUCGGCCGCAAAGACGUCCAAAUCAUCGUCGACGGCGACGCAUCCGUGAGUCGAUCGCACGCAUUGCUAACAGUUUCAACAGUGCCACACAAUCGAAUCGACGACGUAUCGUUUGUACCCCUGCUUCGACUUAAAGACUUGGGUUCCAAGUACGGCACGAGGCUUAACAAUGUCCGUCUUACUGCCAACGAGGAGAACGUCGUGCAAAACGGUGACACCGUCACUUUCGGUCAGCUCGGAAGCUCUUUCACCGUUCACUACCAGCCUCCGAUGGUCAUCACUUCGUCCUGUCUCCAACCCGACGAAAAAGAAAAGCUUAAGGAGUCGGCUGCGAAGCUUGGGGGUCGCGUCAUGCCCGAGUGGAGCGACGCUUGCACCCAUCUCGUGAUGAGUUCGAUUCGACUCACGGUGAAGACGACGAGCGCGCUCGUCGCCGCUAAACCCGUCGUGAAACCGACGUUUUUAUACGACACCGUCAGUCGCUUACGUUCCAAGAACUGGAUGGACUUAAAUCCCUCAGACUACAUCCCCGAUAUCUCGGAAGAGAACCUCACCGUCCCCAAGGCGGAGCUCGAUCAAAACCCAGCGAGAAAGACACUCUUCUCUGGAAAGGUCUUUUACUUUCUUGACAAAUCACAGCACGCCAAGCUUGCUCCUUUGCUUGUAUCCGGCGGAGGCCGCGUUGAGUUGGCGAAGGACCCAAACAAGCCUCGACCGGUAUAUUUGGAAGAGAACAGUUGCGUCUUCAAGCCGUCCCACGGCAUUCCGGACCACCCGGUGUGCAAGUUCUUGACGAAGAACAAGCUCAGGGCAAUCCCGGAGUCUGACGUUGCACUGUCGGUGGCCCACUGCUCCACUCAGAAGCACUGCAACCCGCGUUCCACUGCGGUCGUGGCUUUUUGGGGAAACAGCCACACGCUGUCUUCGCAGUCGCAAGCCUUCUCGCCGGGAGAGGUCUACGUGCCGAACACAGAAGAUGACUCCGAGGUUGAUUGUCGGGGUAAGAAAGUCGUGCUGACCGCGGGGACUAUUCCAGAAAGCCGGCAGCUGUCCACGACUCCGGCCGCUAGCCGGCCCAGAGACGUUCCGAGUGCAAGCACCCUAGCAACCACACUAAACGGCGGUCACCAAAAUACUCUCGCCGCGACCAGUGAAGAGCCGUCCUUGAAGAUAACAUUGACCGACCCGAAUUCCGAGUCUCCGAGCCAAAAGUCACCUUCACGGCUGUCUCUGAGUCAGAAGCGGUCCUCUAGACUGUUAAGGUCAUCUUCAAAGUCACCUUCACGGUCACCCACCGAACCGCUUUCGGGGCACGGCUUGAGGUCAGCUCGACGGCUACGGAUAGCUUCAGACUCCCCUCCAAAGCCGUGUCCCGGGUCACCGUUGCAGAGUUCGAGCGUCGUCUCCACCUCUCCGGCCACGGAGCGGACCGUCCUUUGCGUCUCGAGACCAUCCAGAAGCAAAACUUCAAAUACCUUGACAAGCUCGACUUCAAAAACUGCUUGCAGGGUGACUGUAAAGUCCCCUUCAAGGUCCCCUCCCAGGUCCAAUUCAAAGCUGAGUUCCAAGUCGCCUUCAAAACCAUCCACAAGCAAAACAUCGAACAUCGCAACAAGGUCGGCUUCAAAGUCUCCUUCUAAAACAAGAUCGGCUUCAAAAGCACUCUCCAAAGUGACUUCGAAGUCGCCUUCAAAGUCCCCUUCCAAGUCCCCUUCGAAAAUCCGCAAGAAGGACGCAGCGGGCAGUCUUCCCUUAGAACUCUACUUCUCCCCGUGCAAGAAACGAAGAGGUGCUAACGGCACGCCCGCAGAACCGGCCGCUAAGCUGCCGAGAUUAGCCGAAGCCGGAGACACCGUUCAUAUCAAAGCAGAAGACGACAUCGAGGAGAUCAAGGAUGAGCCGCCUACGCCGCCUCCCGCCGAACCCGAACUGCAACUUUCAGAGGACCCCUUGGACAUGGCGCCGCACGAGAUGAACGGUGCCGAGGACAGCAUCAUGGGGUCUGGUUCAAGGUUAGAAUUGGCACAGCAGAUGCCGUCUUGCGAGCUCGAAGAGGCAGAUUCGGCUAGAAAGGACGGAUUGGAUUCGGCUCUGGUUACAGCCGCAAUCGUGGCCGGAGCGGACGAGCUGAGCGACGAAGCCGACGAAAGGAGCAUGGUCGUUGUCGAGUUUGAGAACCUAGUCCUGGCAAAUUCUUCUAGAAGGAAUGAGACGGUUGCGGUGAAUGCGGACAGCGGUCCCAACUUCAAGCGAUUUAGAAAGGUGAACAAGGAUCAACGGAGAGGACUGCCAAAGAUCAUCGGUGGGCCGGACCUCUUGGUUUAUGUUCCAAACCAACCGGAAGAGGUUUACAGUGACGAGGAUCCGGCGUCUCAGAACCACGCAGACCUUUUCAACUACAACCCACCAGAUCCGAAGCGGAGACGACAGUGACUGUUUGACAGAUUAUCAAAAAGCGAAAGUGCCUGUAAGCCGAGCAUUUAUUAUUUUCGUUUAAUGCUGGAACCCCUAGCUUUAAUUAAAGGUAAUUACUUUCUACA
Messenger RNA from Ixodes scapularis (black-legged tick), 2794 nucleotides. RefSeq names its product nibrin. Lineage: Eukaryota; Metazoa; Arthropoda; Arachnida; Ixodida; Ixodidae. Gene Ontology annotation, cellular component: Mre11 complex. Bases 189 to 2687 code for a protein of 832 amino acids. Gene Ontology annotation, molecular function: protein binding; damaged DNA binding. The record is from RefSeq and is a predicted model, not a curated record. The transcript has a single exon. Gene Ontology annotation, biological process: mitotic G2 DNA damage checkpoint signaling; double-strand break repair via homologous recombination.